Messenger RNA from Pollicipes pollicipes, 1128 nucleotides. Its product is annotated as mitochondrial inner membrane protein OXA1L-like. The transcript is spliced from 8 exons. Gene Ontology annotation, biological process: protein insertion into mitochondrial inner membrane from matrix. Gene Ontology annotation, cellular component: mitochondrial inner membrane. Bases 1 to 1005 code for a protein of 334 amino acids. Gene Ontology annotation, molecular function: membrane insertase activity. The record is from RefSeq and is a predicted model, not a curated record. NCBI's taxonomy places the organism in Eukaryota, Metazoa, Arthropoda, Thecostraca, Pollicipedomorpha, Pollicipedidae.
AUGUCUUGGUCCAUCGUGGCUGGGCAGCAGCUGAACGCGCUCGGCGAGCCGGCGCUGGCCUCGCUCGGCCUGGGAGGCUGGACGCCGCCCGGCCUCUUCCAGCAGUUCUUCGAGAUGCUGCAUGUCAGCGCCGGCCUGCCGUGGUGGGGCGCCAUCGCCGUCGGCACGGUGGUCAUCCGCUUGUGCGUGUUCCCGCUGGUGGUGCGCUCUCAGAAGAACGCCGUCACCAUGAACAACAACCUGCCGCGCAUGCAGGCGCUGCAGGUGCGCAUGACCGAGGCACGUCAGAUGGGCAACGAGAUCGAAGCGUCGCGCUGGACCAAUGAACUGAUAAAGUUCAUGAAGGAGAAGGACAUCAACCCGCUGAAGAGCCUGUUGGUGCCCAUGGCGCAGAUUCCCAUCUUCGUGUCAGUGUUCUUCGGCUUGCGCAAGAUGGCGAACCUGCCGCUGAUGUCGAUGAAGGACGGCGGCAUGCUGUGGUUCACGGACCUGACCGUGCCGGACCCGUACUACCUGCUGCCGGCCGUGACCGCGCUCACCCUCCUGGCCACGAUAGAGAUCGGCGCGGACGGCGCCAGGCUGCCGACCUCACCGAACGCCCACCUUGUCAAGUACUUCCUGCGCGCCAUGCCGUUCGUCGUCUUCCCGCUGACGAUCAACUUCCCGGCAGCUAUCCUGUGCUAUUGGGUGUGCUCCAAUUUCGUGGCGUUGGGACAAGUGAUCUUCCUGAAGAUUCCCGUUGUGCGGACGUACUUCAACAUCCCAGCCAAGAUCGUGCACGACCAGAGCAAGCUGCCGAUACAGAAGAAGCCCUUUGUGCAGGGCGUGAAAGAAAGCUGGAGCAACAUGAAGAUCAGCAAGAGCCUGGAGGAUCGGCAACGUUACGACGAGAUGCGGUUCAAGAAGGCCGGCCUCGGCGCCGUCACAAAGACUUACAAGUACGACCCGACGCGGCAGACGGCCGACGGCCGGCCGCCCGGCAAGGGGCGGCCCCCGUCCGCCUAGUCCCCCGUUCUGUCUAGUCGCCGCGCGUUCUAGUCGCGGCCAGCGGCCCCAUUGUGACGUCACGCGCAGGGGGACGACGCCCGGCCGGCGGCGAACGCUUCCGCGCGCGAGGCCGGCCGGCGC